Molecule: messenger RNA, 5404 nt
Organism: Mya arenaria
Lineage: Eukaryota; Metazoa; Mollusca; Bivalvia; Myida; Myidae
Product: neurogenic locus notch homolog protein 2-like
Exons: 35
Coding region: 139-5079 (1646 amino acids)
Molecular function (GO): calcium ion binding
Source: RefSeq, a predicted model, not a curated record
CUAUAGUUGGUAUUUGGACUUAACUAAAUUGAACGAGAUGAAUGCCAAGACUGAAUAUUCUGGACUGAAAACCUACUUUGACCUAUUCGCAUAAUUCCCAUAGUGUCUUUGUGAGUUCGGGUUGGGAGUCGGUUUGACAUGUUGACGCACGGGAAAUGUGUAGUGGUCAUUUUGUGUGUGUUGGCGGUCAUCGGGAGGUUAGGUGUCUAUGCUCAGGUCGACAUAACUGUGUGCACUGAUGGUGGUACAGAGUGUGACGCCAACGCCAACACCGCCUGUGAUGUAAUAGGGGAUCUCGUCUGUAAAUGUAUCGCUGAUUACAUUGCGCUACUAGACAACAUUGCAUGCACAUACGACUGCGGCGCGGCUCCUAAUCUUGCGGAUGGCUCUGCAGACUCUACGUCUCUGACAGCCGUUACGUACACGUGUAACGCCGGGUUUGAACUUGUCGGUACAGACACCAUUAACUGUCAGGCUGGAACUGGUUGGGAAUCACUCACAGUUACAUGCCAAUGUCCAGCUUUGACAGCACCAACGGACGGAACUGUGAACGCGGAUGCCGGACCUACAGCGGUUGGUGGAUCCGCCACUUACACAUGUAACCCGGGCUUCGAGCUGGUUGGGGUUGAUACUACGAGGAACUGUGUUAGUGGCACGGGCUGGGACGGCACAGAACCAACGUGUGUUGUCAGAGAUUGUGGCGCGCUGGACGCUCUCGUGGAUGGAGUACUCAUAUUACCGGACACGAUCGUGGGGAGUAUAGCCACAUAUGUAUGUGAUGCCAACUACCAAUUGGCCAACGGUGACGAGACCCGAACAUGUCAGAACGACGGUACUUGGUCAGGAACAGAGCCUGAGUGUAUAUAUGAUUGUGGCCCCCUUGCCUCCGCGGUACCUCUCGUAGUGACUCAUCCUACCACUAUUCUCAGCUCUGUGGCUACUUACACGUGCAAUGGCGGGUACGUGCUGGUUGGCACUGAAACUCGCACCUGCGCAGAAGGUGGUUGGGGCGGGGACGAACCCACAUGCUUGAUUGAUUGCGGUGCUUUAACCGCUCCAGCAAGCGGUGCAGUUACCCACCCAUUAACGUACGAGGGCCAGAAAGCCUCGUAUUCGUGUGACGCUGAUUACCAACUUGUCGGUAACGCCGAAAGAACGUGUCUCAACACCGGCUUAUGGGAUGGGUCGGACCCUUCAUGUGUUGAAGAUUGUGGAGCAUUAACAGACCCGUUGAACGGUGACGUAACUUACGCGAACACAAUCCUCAACGAGGUUGCGACGUAUACAUGUUCAGCCACCUUUAAACUGGUCGGCAAUGCCAUGCGCACGUGUGAAACGGGUCCAGCUUGGUCCGGAACGGAGCCAACAUGUACUGAAGACUGUGGCGCGCUAACAGACCCAUUCAACGGCUUAGUUACGUACGCAGACACGAUUCUAAAUGAACAAGCAACGUACUCGUGCUCGGCAGGGUUUCAGUUGAGUGAUGACAUCACGCGCACCUGUCAAGCGGACCACAAUUGGAGUGGAACCGCCCCGACAUGUCUGCCAGGAAAACUUGGUGACGACUGCUCAGUAAAAACGGAUCUCUGUGACGAAAUUGACUUCGGCGCAUGCGCAUCGGGCACCUGCACCUGUCUCAAUGGUUACCAGGACGAGGGGACUACUUUCAACUGCUCAGAAAUUGACGAAUGUUUGACUUCACCAUGUGAUAACGGCGGUGUAUGCACGGACCAAAUAGCAGACUAUUCCUGCGAAUGCGCAACGGGCUGGUCUGGGAAAAACUGUGACGUCAAUCCGGAUGACUGCUCACCUAAUCCUUGCCAGAACGGUGGCGCGUGUACAGACGGACUGGCAACAUACACAUGCGCAUGCGUGGCGGGAUUUGAGGGCGUAGAUUGUGAAAUCAACAUUGAUGAGUGUGUAGGCAAUGUGUGUGAAAAUGGCGCCACGUGCGUAGAUGGGAUCAACGAGUACACGUGCACAUGUGCAGCGGGAUAUGAAGGGCCACUUUGUGAGAUAGAUAUCGACGAGUGUGUAGGUGUCACGUGCAAAAAUGGCGGCACGUGUGAAGAUGGCGUCAACAUGUUCACGUGCGAUUGUGUCACGGGAUUCGAGGGCACAAACUGCGGAACGAAUAUUGACGAGUGUUCCCCAAAUCCGUGUCAGAACAGCGGCACGUGUGUGGACGGUGUCAACGCGUUUACGUGCGAGUGUGUGGAUGGAUUCUCCGGAGCCUUCUGUCAACUCGACAACAACGAUUGUGUAUCGCACGGGUGUUUGAACGGCGCCGCGUGUGUCGAUGAACCCGGCGGUUACUCGUGCACGUGUGUUGCCGGAUACAGCGGGAAUUUCUGCGAAACAAACAACGAUGACUGCUCUCCAGACCCGUGCCAGAAUAGUGGCGCAUGCGCAGACGGGAUCAACACAUACACAUGCACGUGUAUCUCGGGUUAUACAGGAACAAACUGUGAAACAAAUAUUAAUGACUGCAGCCCUAAUCCAUGUGAGAACGGUGCUUGCACCGACCUUGUCUUCGAUUUCACGUGCGCCUGUACAGUUGGCUAUACUGGAAAAACGUGCAAUGUCGAUAUCAACGACUGCCUGCCUCCGCCAUGUAAACACGGUGGAACGUGCACAGACAUUGUGGACGGAUACUACUGCACGUGUGAUGAUGGCUAUGAAGGAGACACCUGUGAAACUAAUAUUGACGAAUGUCUAUCCAAUCUUUGUAAGAAUGGAGCAACCUGUAAGGAUCAAGUGAACUCAUACAUCUGCCAGUGUGUGGACGGCUAUGACGGGACAUACUGUGAACAAAACAUUAACGAGUGUUUGGCUAACUCGUGUCAGAAUGGGGCAUUGUGUGUGGACCAGAUUAAUGGCUACGUGUGUAUCUGCCUGGAUGGUUAUACAGGGACUUACUGUCAAACAGAUAUCAACGAGUGUUCCCCGAAUCCUUGCCAGAAUGGGGGUUCCUGUACUGACAGGGUGAACAGCUACGAGUGUUCGUGUACGGACGGACAUACCGGCGACACAUGUAGAACUAGUCUGCUGGGCGACACUUGCUCGGAAGAUCCGGGCAUCUGUGCGAAUAUUGUGUUCGGGGAAUGCAGCGGCACCGAAUGUGUCUGUCAGUCCGGGUACUACAAGACUGGACCCGUCACGUGCAGCCCCGUAGACUGCGGGACACUGGCACCCCCGGAUAACGGCGCUGUUGACCACACCGACGGCACAACGUACACGAAGAUCGCACUUUUCACGUGCAUCACGGGAUAUGCGCGGAGCGGUGUCGCCUCUGUCACAUGCCAGAACGAUGGUUCUUGGAGCGGCACAGCGCCCGUUUGUGAAGAGGUGAACGAGUGUGGUUCGAAUCCUUGCAAAAAUGGCGGCACGUGUAAUGACAUGUUGAACGGGUACACGUGCACGUGCUUGAGUGGGUUCGGAGGCACCCUGUGUGUUCAAGAUUGUGGAGUCCCGGCAUCCACCGAAAACGGCGCCGUCACCUAUCCUGACGGGACGCUAGUUGGCGCAACCGCGACAUAUGCAUGUACUGGCGGUUAUACGUUAAGUGGGUCGGCGAACAGCGAUUGUCAGACGGACGGGACGUGGUCAGACCACGGUGUCUGCUUUGUGGUGGGUGUAAUCUACAACGGUAUAUGUCACGUGACGGCACAGUGCGCCACUACGCACGCCACCUGUCGGAACGACGGCCUCAGCUCCCUCCGGUGCCUGUGCGCAGCUUCCGGUGAAUUUUAUGACCCGGAUAUAGAUGCAUGUCUCCUAGAUUGCGGUGCCCUGACAAGCCCCACCAAUGGAGAGGUCGUGAAUCCGUCGGUAACCGCCGUCGGCCAGGUAGCCACGUACGCGUGCUUCGUCGGAUACGGUCUCGUCGGCUCCAAAGUGCGCACGUGCCAGUCGAACGGUGCGUGGAGCGGCUCCGCGCCCAUUUGCGUGUUCGGUUGCGAAGAGCCCGUGAUUCCCGCGAACGGACGCGUGAACACUACUGAGGGGCUGGCCGUGGGUCACACUAUAUAUUACUCGUGCGUGGACGGAUACGAGUUGGUCGGCCAAGAGGAGAGAAUCUGUGAGGCCUCGUCCACGUGGAGCGGCACGGCACCCACGUGCCUUAUAAAAUGCCCAAUCAUCGGGAAUAUCGAGAACGGCAAAGUCGACAUGUCCUGGGGUCGGCACGAGGGGUCACUCGCUACAUUCGCUUGUAACACAAACUACGCCCUCGUCGGUGACCCAAUUAUCACGUGCGAGGAUACGGGCGUCUGGGGUGGAAUACAGCCAACCUGCGUGUUUGCGAUGUUUCCGGAUAUCAUACUGGCGUUUGGUGCCAUCUUAAUUCUACUGAUCAUAGUAGAUAUCUUUGUAGUCGGUAUAUGCCUCUACUACCGCUACUAUCGAGCACCGAUAUCACAAAAUCUGCAUCCACCUGACGUUUUUUCUUCACACCAGGAAAAGACGCCGACUUCCUCGGGAGUGAAGCGAGAGUACCCGGAUGUAUUUGAAGAGGAUGGGGUGAGGGGAGCUCCACCCAGAGAAAGCGUGAUGCCAGCGAACAUCCGGAGGCAGAAGUUCGCUAAGGUGAUGCCAGACAACGGCGGUUUCCACCCGCCGCCUGCGCGACCGGAGGAGCCGAACGUGGUGUACCGGUCCACGAUGAAGAUGAACGACACGGUUCUAGGGAACAUCUUCUCAAAGGGCAGCAAGUACCGGCGGCCGGAGGAUGAGGAGAGGACGCCAUACUUGGACGACGAACAGAUGAACGACAAUGGAUACGGCACCGCCGGAAGUCACUCUCUGGAGUUGUCACGCUCGGAUGACUUCGACAAGCAUCUUGAAGUCACACACUCCACACCUGGUCCCGGGGGCAAAUCCCCGAGGGAAACGCGUAAAACCAUCGUCGAAGAACCGGAAAUAGUGGAACAAGAGGAGGAUGAAGAAGAUCGUUUUCGGUUCCGUAUGCGCGCGCCUCCAGCAAACAUCACAGAAUCGCUUUUUAAUGACAAAGACAUGUUGCCUUCGGACAGACGAGCGAAGAGCGCUAUGCCAGUGUACAAGAAGAAGUAUUAUUAACUUUGAUAACUAUACCUUUUUUGUAACUUUGUAUAUUUAGAAUUUUUACGAUAACCUGCUUGACCGCUACAUAUAUUUGUAACUUGUAAUAUAUAUUUUUUCGUGAUUUACUGCAACUCAUAUUCGUUCGAGGUUUUUUUUAGUAUUCGUGUAAAGUAGCAGUACGUGUAAUAUUUAUCAAUGUGAUUUUGUUUUCUUGCUUGAACAUUGCGAAUGCUAGACUAAAAUUUAAUAAUAGCAUCCUCCACUUUGUUUGCUAUUUCCAAACUGCUCUUAUGUACAUGUUCAUGUAAUCUUUAUACCAUAAUAAAGUCAAUAAACAUGU